This is a messenger RNA of Punica granatum (pomegranate), 1766 nucleotides long. The record is from RefSeq and is a predicted model, not a curated record. NCBI's taxonomy places the organism in Eukaryota, Viridiplantae, Streptophyta, Magnoliopsida, Myrtales, Lythraceae.
CAUGGAGUUCUGGCUAUAAAAACUGGCUUACUUCCCUACAUGGUUUCGUGUCUUUCAUUUCCUUCGGUCUUCUGUAAGCAAAUAGUGCGGGCGAUGAUGCCAGGGGGAAGAGAUGAUGAGGUGAUGAUGAGUGUGAAGGUAAGCAAGAGAGAAGUCGUCGCAGCGUUUCUUCCAGUACAAGAGCACUGGCUCCCGCUUUCUAACCUCGACCUGUUGUUGCCUCCGCUCGAUGUGGGCGUCGUCUUCUGUUACGCCGCUCCGGCCAUGGCCAAUAACAAUUAUGAUGAUAAGAUGAAGCCACGGCUGCUGCGGACGUUUGGGUCCAUGGUUGGGGCUCUUAAGGUGUCCCUGGCCCAAGUCCUGGUGACGUACUACGCCUUUGCGGGUGAGAUGGUUGUCAACUCCGCAGGCGAGCCCGAGCUCCUCUGCAACAACUCCGGCGUCGACUUUGUUGAAGCUUCGGCUGACAUCCAGCUCCGGCACCUCAACCUCUAUAAUCCUGAUGAGUCCCUCGAAGGCAAACUUGUGCCCUCCAAGAAACGAGGUGUCCUUGCUGUUCAGGCGACGGAGCUCAAGUGUGGGGGAAUGGUGGUGGCGUGCAAGUUCGACCAUCGCAUCGCUGACGCCUAUUCGGCCAACAUGUUCCUGGCAUCAUGGGCGGAGAUGUGCCGAUCCUCCUCCAUCUCCAUCUUCCCAUCUUUCCGCCGAUCUCUCCUUUAUCCUCAACACCGUUCCACCUCUAGUCAUCAUCUCAACCUGGGCCUCGACGACUUGUAUGUGCCUCUCUCCAAGCUACCCGCUCCUCCUCCUGAAUGCCCAGUAACUAAUGAGGGUGCCAGGCCUGCCGACCAUCUGAAAAGCCGCAUCUACCAUGUGCCUGCCGACCAGCUCAGCCAGCUCCAGUUGGUCGCCAGCUCCAAUGGCUGCAAGAGGACUAAGCUAGAGUCCUUCAGCUCCUUCCUCUGGAAGAUGGUCGCCAAGUCCGAUGCGUUCGACUCAGCACACGACCGGCCAGCUAGUGCCGACGUCAAGAUGAGGACUUCAAAGAUGGGAAUCGUGGUGGAUGGGCGGACCAGGCUGCCGGGGGACAUGAGCUCCUACUUUGGGAAUGUCCUGUCCAUCCCCUUUGGGGAGAAGAGCGUGUCCAAGCUAGCCGAGAAGUCUCUCAGCUGGAUAGCUGAUGGAGUCCACGAGAUGCUCAGCACCGCGGCCACUAGGGAGCACUUCCUGGGGCUGAUAGAUUGGGUGGAAGCUCACCGCCCGAAGCCAAACCUGGCUAGAGUGUACUGCAAGGAGACAGGAGACGGUCCGGCGUUGGUGGUAUCGUCAGGCCAGAGGCUCCCUCUGGCUGAUAUUGAUUUUGGGUGGGGGAGGCCCGUGUUCGGGUCAUACCAUUUCCCAUGGGGAGGCGAUUGUGGCUACGUUAUGCCCAUGCCCAGCCCGCUCGGCAACGGGGACUGGAUCGUCUACAUGCACCUCGCGGAACGGCAGCUCCACUUCAUUGAGUCGGAGGCUGCUCAUGUCUUCAGACCUUUGACAUUCCAUUACCUUAGCCACGAGGGGAUAUGACUUACUGUAAUUUGUAUGCUGUUUCUCUAAAAAAUGAUGCUUAAUCCAGUAAGUAUGUUUUCGUCUGCAACUGAAAGCUGUUUUUGGAUCAAUGAGAUUCUUCAGAUUAGCACUGAACAUGUUUAUCCGUGACUGAUGAGAGCUAUAUAGCAAAGCUCCUCACACUGCUCCAUGUGAGAUUAGGCCCUUACCGUCCA